Molecule: messenger RNA, 2392 nt
Organism: Salvelinus sp. IW2-2015
Lineage: Eukaryota; Metazoa; Chordata; Actinopteri; Salmoniformes; Salmonidae
Product: matrix metalloproteinase-19-like
Biological process (GO): proteolysis; collagen catabolic process; extracellular matrix organization
Cellular component (GO): extracellular matrix
Molecular function (GO): zinc ion binding; metalloendopeptidase activity
Source: RefSeq, a predicted model, not a curated record
UUGUGUUGCUCUUUACCAAGAGUGUGUAUUUAGAGACAAUUUAAUCAGUUGAAAGGGAAUAGUUUUUGGGAUAGUUGGGAGUGUAAGUGGGCUGUGUACUUCAAGAGUUGCUGUCAGUGGAGUAUUUAUUUGCUAUAAAGUAAUCCCAGACUGCAUUCCUCUAAUGGUUUAUUGUGUGGUUGGAAACGGGUCCCAGUGGGCAGACGAUGGUAUAAAAACUGUAUAUGAAUCCAUAAAGUACAGAGUUCCAGGGAACAUUAUAAAACAGGGGCCAACAGAAUGGAAAUGAUGGACUAGGUUUAGAAUAAUCAUCUAAAUGGCUUAACUUUACCUCAAAAUUUCAUCUUAUUUUCUUGGAUAGAGACCUGAAAUUGUAAAGACGUUCUUAACUAUUUUCAUCACACUGGCUUACUGAAGAAAUAAGGGAAACCGAGAUAUAGUACUUGAAAACAAUAUCUUAGAACGGAUUUUCAAAUGGAGUACAUGCUGUUUCUUGUCUUGCUGACAACUGUGUCCUCCAUUGCCUUAAACAGGGAGGAAAUCAUGGAAGCCAUGGUAAGAAUAUACUGUAUAGUAGAUGACCAAUGAGAACUGCUACAAUCCGUUAUUUACUAAACAGCCUGGUUUGUGCUUUAGCCAACUCCUGUAUUUGUUUUCAUACCAAACAUGUACGUACUAAUACUGUUAAUGAUAUGUCUGCCACAUCUUAGGUCUAUUUAAGGAACUAUGGCUACCUACACAUCCCACUGGACCGUAGUAAGAGCCAAAUGUAUCAGACUGAAGAAAUCACAAAGGCACUGAGAACCUUCCAGAAGGCAACUAACUUGGCCAUCUCAGGAACGUUCAAUGAGGCCACAUUGGAAAUGAUGAAACGACCUCGGUGUGGUAUUGAGGACUCCUUCAAUGACAAAAUCCUCAAAUAUCGAGUCAUGGGUUCUACUUGGCGUAAGAAGAUUCUGACCUACCGCAUCUAUAACUACACCCCAGACUUGGGCCUGGCAAAAACACGUGCGGCCCUCAAGACUGCGUUUAGGUACUGGAGAGAGGUGUCAACCUUGAGUUUCCAGGAGGUGCUGUUUCCAGGAAGAGCAGACAUCAAGAUCUCGUUUCAUAAGAAGGAUAGAUCUUGUCCGGUGCCCUUCGAUGGACCAGGGGGAGUGCUUGCCCACGCAGAUAACCCUGAAUCAGGCAUUGUGCAUUUUGACGAAGACGAGCAGUGGACAGAGGGUACGACCUCUGGCCGUAACCUGAGGAUUGUAGCAGCCCAUGAGAUUGGUCACGCCCUUGGCCUGGGUCACUCUCAGAACCACAAGGCUCUGAUGGGACCUGUCUACUAUGGUUACCGUGCCAACUUCAAACUACAUCCUGAUGACAUUCAUGGAAUCCAAGCUCUCUAUGGGAAGCCAGGCAAUCGUCCAACAGUAUCCAGAAAGCCAAAUGAUUCAUCCCAAGAGGCAGGUUCACCACAUCUUUGCAAGAGUAUCAUAGAUGCAAUUAUGUUAGGUCCUUUUCGCAAGACAUAUGUCUUCAGCGGUCAGUAUGUUUGGACAGUGUCUGACACUACUGGCUACAACACACCCAUCCUGAUCUCUGUGCUGUGGAAGGAUCUGCCAGGGAGCCUCAAUGCAGCUGUGUACUCUCAGAGGACCAACAAGUCCUACUUCCUGAAAGGAGACAAAGUGUGGAGGUAUACCAGAUUCAAACUUGACAUUGGCUUUCCGAAACACUUGGCCAGCAUUCCUUCUAAUGUUGAUUCAGCCUUUUACUUCAACCGGAACAACAAAGUGAUCUUCUUCAAAGGUUCUCAGUAUUGGCAGUGGGAUGAAGCUGGGGCAACGGACUCCAGGACGUAUCCCAAACCGAUAUCACAUCUCUUCUCUGGGGUACCCUACAACCUGGAUGCAGCCUUCACAUGGACAAACGGCCAUAUAUACAUUUUCAAAGGGAACCAGUACUGGCGCAUCAACAACAACCAAGUUGUGGAUAAGGGCUACCCUCUCAGAACGAGUGAAAAAUGGAUGCAAUGUGAUAAAUAGGCCUUUAGAGAUCAGUGGUGUUUUAUUUCAAACUCACCUUUAUUCACCAAGUACAUUUACACACACCUAUAAUCAUUUGCCUUAGUGAGAAGGUGCUGCCAGUGAUAGACAAUAUACAAACAGAAUACAGACACUAGUCCACAUAGACAUCAUACAGAAUAUACAAUAUCGGAGCAGUAAACAUAAAACAUAAAACUCUGGUGCAUAGGCUGAUUACAGUGGAGAUGUAUCAUUUACAGAGGGGAUAUAUCUAUAUAAGCAGAGCGAGGGAUGCUGCCGUGGCAAAUGUAUUGUCACUCCAAUAUCACUACGGUAUGAAAGUCCCGCCUACUUCCUGGAUCAUGUCCCACCGUUUU